This is a messenger RNA of Rotaria sp. Silwood2, 1221 nucleotides long. Lineage: Eukaryota; Metazoa; Rotifera; Eurotatoria; Philodinida; Philodinidae. The record is from the annotation of a GenBank genome assembly.
AUGUCUACUCCUACAAUAUCAACUGUUGCUUAUAUUUCGCAGCAAAUCGUUAGAUAUUUUGGAAUACCUAUUUUUGUUGCUGGCGUGAUUGGCGCAAUAUUGAGCACAACGGUAUUGUUUAGUCUUCAAACAUUUCGACAAAAUUCUUGUGCAUUCUAUUUGGCACUGAUGUCAAUAUUUGAUCUGAGUGAGUUAAUUAUAAGUCUACUCAGUUUCAUUAUGAUUAAUGGAUUCGGUAUUGAUUGGACACAAAAUUCAAUAGUCUAUUGUAAAGUCAGGCUAUACUCGAUUCAAGUAUUUGGUCUCAUUGCUAAAAACUAUUUAUGUCUAGCAACUAUUGAUCAGUUUUUGGCUACUACGACUACUCGCCCUCAAUGGCAACAAUGGUGUACUGUUAAAUUGGCUCGUCGUCUAUGCUUAGCAUGUGGAUUGUUAUGGGCUAUCGUUGGAAUUCCAUUCAUCAUCUAUUAUGACUUAAUAAAAUCAUCUUUAACCGGAAAGCUUACAUGUGUGAUAACAAGCAAUAAUUUUCUGCAAUAUUAUAAUACUUUUCAUUCAAUGUUUGUUCAAAGCUGUCUUUUUGUCAUCACAACAGGCAUAUUUGGAUUAUUAGCCUAUCGCAAUAUACAACAAUCGUCUCAUCAAGUAUUACCUAUUAUACGACGUGGAUUAGCCAAACAACUCACAUCAAACUUCCAUGGUCUUGCUCAGCUGUUGACACCUUUGUCACUCGAUGUUCUUGCUCUUCAAGAAGCUCUUCAUAUUACAGAAUCGUCCGAUACAACAUUUAAUACUCACUCUGAUUUGAACCUUCUCUCCAAACUACUGCAGUUACGUUAUGUUACCUUUGGUGCUGCCGCUAGAGAUGCAUUCGGCAAUGCACUUCUCUCACAGUAUCAAAUGUUGGCAAUACAGUGUGAAGACCAGUUCUCAAAAGGCAAUGAUGCUACUAUUUACGUCAUCCAUCUUGAUCAUAUGAAGGAACAGUUUCGUUUGACACAAAUAAAUGAAUUUGAGAAGCAUGUACAAGAUUCCGAUGGUUUUCAAUUAGUUGUGGGUGAUUUCAAUUCGUUAACAUUUGACGAUUACUCUGACGAGUAUUUUGACACAAAUAUUCGAAAAAUACGUGAUCAAAAUUCCUGGGAAACUCCUUACAAUUUAGUGAUAAAUGAAAUGAAAGAAAAUGUAUAUCGGGACUGUUGGCGUGAAAUGAACAAGUAG